This is a messenger RNA of Lathyrus sativus (Indian pea), 423 nucleotides long. The record is from the annotation of a GenBank genome assembly. NCBI's taxonomy places the organism in Eukaryota, Viridiplantae, Streptophyta, Magnoliopsida, Fabales, Fabaceae.
AUGAGAGAAAUGAGAGGUGUUAAUGAGGAAGCGUUCAAGCACAUGAUGAAAACACCUCCUAGGUUUUGGAGCAAAUCUCAAUUCAAGACAACCUCUAAGUGUGAUAGUGUGUUGAACAACAUGUCAGAGGUCUUCAAUAAUGUUAUUAUUGAAGCAAGAGCUAAGCCUAUAGUGGCAAUGCUUGAAGAAAUCAGAACAUACAUAAUGGAAAGGUGGACAAAAAAUAGAAUGAGAUUUGCAAACCUUACUGAUGAUGACAUCUUGUCCAACAUAAUGAAGAUGAUUGCAAGGAUUAGUGACUACACCAACAUGUGGAUUGUAAGAAUGUCAACUGAACAUAUCUUUGAGGUUAGACACCUUGAAAAUGUUGGAGAUAAGUUCAGUGUCAACUUGCAAGAUCUAAGUUGUACAUGUAGGAAAUAA